Monosiga brevicollis MX1 is the source of this 1112-nucleotide messenger RNA. RefSeq lists its product as uncharacterized. Bases 1 to 906 code for a protein of 301 amino acids. The record is from RefSeq and is a predicted model, not a curated record. Lineage: Eukaryota; Choanoflagellata; Craspedida; Salpingoecidae. The transcript is spliced from 3 exons.
AUGCCGGCGAUUGAACCGCAAAAGGGUCGCAUGACCCGAGGCAACGGAACCACCGUGCACAAUCGGCCCUCUCAGCGUGUAUACGUGUUUGGCAGUGCUUCUGAUGAUCAUGCUGGCGGCCUUGGCGAGCCCGAGGCAGUCGAAAUGUCGGUUGUCGAUAACAAUGGCAUGUCUCGGCGCGGUCGCGCCAAGUCAAGCCCUGGCACCGGCAGUCAGGGUAGUACCAGCUUCGACGGACGGGGGCCAGUAUUCACACGUGAUGCCAUCGGCUCUGAGAGCGAGCUCACCUAUAUUCUGCAUGCCGUCGAGGCUCACCACACACUGCAAGGCAUCGCGCUCCAGUAUCGCGUCUCCGUCGAUCAGCUAAAGCGCCUCAACAAUCUAUGGCGUGAAGACGAGCUGCAUUCACGCAAGACGAUCAAGGUGCCAGCAUCGCGCUACGGCGCUCUGUAUACGGCUGUCAUGGAAGGCGACAACUCUUUUGGUGUGGCAGAGCCGACAUCUGACGAAUCACGGACCCAUACCACCAUGCGCCCGCUCCCAGCAGCCCCAGUUGGGCGUAGCGAAGUAGCGGCCCACCUCAAUGUUGGCCCUGACAAUGCUGAUUGCGCUCAUUCUCUUCUUGGGUCUGCCGGGUGCGGUGUUAGGGCCAAUUCGGCCGAGUCGGGCGACCUCUUGGCCAAAUACGAUAAACAGCUGGGGGACAUUCUUGAGCAAGAGCGACAACGAAGCGACGAGCCCGAAAAAGAUUCCGAUGGCCGUCGUAUUUUUGCGCCCGUGCCACGUCGCCACAACGCCAUGACGGAUUGGUAUCCAUCCGACUGGCGCAUCGUCCUACUCGUUUGCUUGGCGUUGUUAAUUGCCGUUCCCAUUGUCAUUUCCAAGAUGAAGCCUCGAGUGCUUUAGGCGUAGUCAUGCAAAAGGCAGCCCCUUUCGCGUCGUUAGUUUUGCUUGUUCCCCGCAUGAGGACGUGCGGGUCAAUGUAUCUGUUGAGUUUCCGAUCGCGCUCCGGUCACGGCGCUUGGAUGAAUGGUGUAGGCGUGUCUGUGUUUGCCGUUUAAUUUCUUGGAUGGCCAUGGUCCACCUCGUUUUGUUAGCCUGCCCCCCACCCC